CCGCUGCCCCUGCAGUCUAUCUCACAUCUGUCCCGUGUUGUUUGUGAGACCGAGAGAGCUGCGGCCUUUUACACCGACGUUCUCGGUUUCACAGAGAUCAAGAGGCCUUCCUCGUUUGAUUUCGAAGGCUGCUGGCUCAUUGGUUAUGGGAUAUCGUUACACCUUAUCAAAGGGACUCCUGUGCGGCAGCCACGGCCACUCAAUCCUAGUGAUGAUCACACCUCCUUCCAGGCGACUUCGCUCGAGGAGGUGGAGCGGCGCUUGAGCGAUUUCAACAUUCCAUUCGUGAAGGCAAAUGUGGAGGAGCACGGGAUAGUUGUUUCGCAGGUCUUCUUCCAUGACCCGGACUACAAUAUGAUAGAGAUCUGCAAUUGCGACAAUCUUCCU
Messenger RNA from Coccomyxa subellipsoidea C-169, 387 nucleotides. RefSeq names its product Glyoxalase/Bleomycin resistance protein/Dihydroxybiphenyl dioxygenase. The annotation marks the transcript as partial. The record is from RefSeq and is a predicted model, not a curated record. The transcript has 4 exons. Lineage: Eukaryota; Viridiplantae; Chlorophyta; Trebouxiophyceae; Coccomyxaceae.